AUGGCUGUCCUUAUUGGCAGCGUCACGAACAGCCUUGUUCUCUGCGUUCUUGUUGGCCUGAAUGAUGAUCUCGAAUUUUCCGUCCCCAAGGUCAGCUCCCCUGUCUGCACGGUAGUUAAGUGGGUCUCUAUGAUUAAAAUAGGCGAAGGAAAUUUCAACAAAGUCUUCUGGCUCCAGAUGGACGAUGGAUUGGUCCUGAUGGCUCGCAUCCCUCAUCCCAACUCAGGCCCUCCAAAGUACACGAACGCUUUAGAAGUCGCUACAAUGGACUUUGCACAUUCGAUCCUUGACAUACCUGUACCCAAGGUUCUGGCUUACUGUGCUACCGCCGAUAAUCCAGUUUGGGAUACAAUGGAUCUAAAAGAUCAAUUGGCAAUUGUAACUGAGCUUGUCACCAUUAACCAGAAGUUUCUCUCCACACCAUUAAACAGACAUGGUGCGCUCUACUAUAAGAAGGACAGCUUUCCUGGGUGUGAGACCGCACAAGUCACUGCUAGCGUUAUGGAAAACUUGAGGACAGACGUAGCAAAAAGGUUCGUCAUUGGUCCCACAGUUGAGAGGGAGUUCUGGGAGAAACAGAGGGCAAACAUGGCUAUUGAUCGCGGACCAUGGACUAGUGCGCGCGAAUACGUGGAAGCGAUUGGACACCGCGAGAUUGCUUGGCUACGUCGCUAUGCUGAAGCUUUACUGCCAACUAUGGAGCGAUGGGGCGCCUCUGAGGGCCAGAGCUGCCCGCAAGCCCAUAUUAACCUGCUUGAAAAGUAUCUUAGUCAUCACGACCUUCACACUGGUAACCUGUUCAUUCAUAAGGGGAAAAUUUCCACAAGAGCACCACGGCUUCUUAACUACAACGGCGAAAUCAUGCUGAAACUACCACCGGCCUACGAAGAGAUGCUGGAAGAUGAGCGACGCCUAGUGGAGUAUAGGGUGCUAAGAUACCCUCAAGGAAAAAUGUUAAGCAACGUUGCGGAUUUUGCCUCCACUUCUUGGAACAGAGACAUCCUGCCUCUUCAUGAGGGUAGCUAUAACGAUAUAAGGGACUUUUGGGAUGACUUAAAAGGCAGAGUAGACGAUACCAGCUAUACCACCCACGAGUUCUUUGAUGAGGCUGUGGCUCUCUUUUCCGGUCUACAAGAAAAUGGUCUGAAGACGUUAGAAGGCCAAGAGCUCAAAAAUUUUGAGGAGCAGACGCGGUGGGUGCUUGAUCAUGUGAAGAAUAAUGGCAGCCAGCCAGCCAUCUGA
Lindgomyces ingoldianus is the source of this 1242-nucleotide messenger RNA. RefSeq lists its product as uncharacterized. The coding region runs from base 1 to 1242 and encodes 413 amino acids. The transcript has 10 exons. The record is from RefSeq and is a predicted model, not a curated record. Gene Ontology annotation, cellular component: mitochondrion. NCBI's taxonomy places the organism in Eukaryota, Fungi, Ascomycota, Dothideomycetes, Pleosporales, Lindgomycetaceae.